UACCGGAAGCCCGCGAAGUCGUUCUAAGGAAGGCGCGCCCGCCCCCACGGGGGAGGGGAGACUGAGCUUCUCCCGAGGGGACCCGGCGAAGCCCUUGAGGACUCACGACUGAACUCGGGGCGACACGUGGCCUCGGGCCGGAAGCCAUGGACACCUUCAUCCGCUUCACCAACCAGACCCAGGGCCGGGACCGACUCUUCAGAGCCACUCAAUACACAUGCAUGUUGCUUAGAUACUUGUUAGAGCCUAAAGCUGGCAAAGAGAAGGUGGUACUGAAGCUCAAGAAACUGGAGACCAGUGUGAGCACUGGCCGCAAAUGGUUCAGAUUAGGCAACGUGGUACAUGCUGUGCAGGCGACCCAGGAGAGCGUUCACGCCACUGACCUGGUGCCCCGCGUGUGCCUGACGUUAGCCAACGUGAACCGUGUGCUUUAUUUCAUCUGUGAUACCGUCCUCUGGGUGAGGAGCGUAGGCCUUGCCUCCGGCAUUAACAAAGAGAAAUGGCGAAUGUGGGCUGCCCGCCACUACUACUAUUGUCUGCUGCUGAGCCUGGCCAGGGACCUGUACGAGCUCUCCCUGCAGAUGGAACAGGCUGCACGCGACAGGGCGAAGGCGGAGCAGUCACUGUCUCAGGAGCCUCUUGGGUACAGCGUGGCCGAUGAGGAAACAGAAUGGCUCCAGUCCUUCCUCCUCCUCUUGUUCCGAUCUCUGAAGAAGCAGCCUCCCUUGCUCCUGGACACAGUGAAGAACUUCUGCGAUCUCUUGAACCCCUUGGACCAGCUGGGGAUUUAUAAGUUCAAUCCUGGCAUCAUUGGACUUGGAGGUCUUGUGUCCUCCAUAGCGGGCAUCGUCGUUGUGGCGUAUCCGCAGAUGAAGCUGAGGGUGCGCUGAAGCAGUUUCAGACGGAGACCGGCGCCUGCUUGAAAGACAGCAUCUAGGGUGCGUCUGCGUGAGGCACAGACCACGUCAAGCGGCGCUUAAAGACUUGUUCGUGGGAGCAUUUAGCGACUAGUGGUGUGAGCAAAGGUGGGGCCAAGAAUGGAGAAUGGGGCACGCGAAGAUUUAUAGGUGUUUUUUAGAGGGCUGGAGUGGCUUCUGAAUUUCCGAGUAUUUUCCUUUCGUCUAACAUUUAUAGAGCAUCUUACGCUCAUAGUGGGAGCUCAUUGUUUGCCCAAUGUAUAACGAUUGAAAAAGGCCCAAACAGUUGAAACAUUAAUAUACAUCAACCUUUGGGGUGCGCGCCUCACUGCUUUUGCACAACUACCGUAGGUCUGACACCAGCCCUCUCUCAGACCUAGUAAAGACCUCUUCCUCCUCUGACCAGAUACCAAACCCCCACCCCCCACAGGGCUUCUCCCUCGAGGACCAUGUCCCACCGCUUACAGCCUUUCAUCAUAGCAGUACUGCCCUUCCUCUGUCCAGAA
Mustela erminea (ermine) is the source of this 1423-nucleotide messenger RNA. It is a transcript of the gene PEX11A, whose product is annotated as peroxisomal biogenesis factor 11 alpha. The transcript is spliced from 3 exons. The record is from RefSeq and is a predicted model, not a curated record. Gene Ontology annotation, cellular component: peroxisomal membrane. The coding region runs from base 147 to 890 and encodes 247 amino acids. NCBI's taxonomy places the organism in Eukaryota, Metazoa, Chordata, Mammalia, Carnivora, Mustelidae. Gene Ontology annotation, biological process: regulation of peroxisome size; peroxisome fission.